AUGGACAAUGAUGAAAGUAUUGGCAGCAGCGACAGGGGUUAUACAUCUAUUGACCCUGAACCCCAAGGCCCCGGUGGCAUUUCCACUCAGCUGGCCCCAGAAUUUUCCAGAAAACUGAGUUUUGUUGAGCAUCAUGAUGAUGAUGAUGCUCACAAUAACAGACAAGGUUCUGACAGUCAUCUGGGAGCACAGAUGUCGGCCAGUACACACACUGCUAGGAAAGCUUCCCCUGUCUUUGGUCCGACCCUUGGAGCACAGAUGUCUGCCAGUACACACAGUGUGGGAAAAGCUUCACCUACCUGCGACCCGAUGUUGGGAGCACAUAUGUCGGCUGGCACACACAGUGCUAGAAAGGCAUCCCCUGUCUGUGACCCGACCCCGGCAGCAGCUCCCAGAGAACACCAGCAGGCGUUCCUGUGCUCCUGCGGCGACAGUUUUGAGAAGUCGGUACAUCUGGCAGCACACCGACGCUGGACCUGCAGGUUCAAGGACAAAACAGCACAGUGCCAUGUCUGCCAAAACUGGUUUGCCUCAGAUAUGGGCCUGAAGCGACAUAUGAAACAUGCUCACGGAGGAGUCUACAGCUGCGACAGUUGCAGUCUGAGAUUCCCUAACAAAAUCAAACUGACUCGCCACUGGAUGGAGGCUCAUUAUGAUGAACGUGCAGACAAAGAAAAGACACUGAAAUGCUUCGAAUGUGGGGACACCAAUUUUGAGAAUAGAUUUGAACUGGAAUGUCAUCUUGUCUUGCAUAAAUUUGAGAAACAUCAGCAGAAGAUGGCAGAGGGUGUCUCUGCUUCUCAUCAAUCCCACAUCCACUUCUCUCCCUAUCCCUCCCCACCUUUCAUGCGCCCCAUGCGCCCACAUCACCCAUUUCAUCAUCCCUAUGGGUUCGGACCCCCUUGGUCACACUUCCCUUUCAGACCACCACCGCCAUCAAUGUUCCCAUUUAUGCCAUUUCCUCCAUGCGUACCAUUUCGGCCGCCAUUUCCACCACCCCCCUUUCGCUCUCAGUUUCCUGCAGGACCAUUUUCGCCAGGACAGGAGGACGGCCCCUCUGUGAAAUCAUUCACGACAAGCACAGCCUAUGGGACCGCCUCCAGCAGGACAGACGACUGUUCCCCAGGUGCUGCAGCACCAGCAGCACAAGUGCCUUCCCGCAGCCCUCACCAUAACCAUGAAUAUGUGGAGCCCACAGCGUUCCCUUGCUUGUUCCAUCACUCCUACGAUUGUACUCACACCAAGUGCCACCACCACAACCAUCACGAGCAUCAGCAGAAGAAGAAAUGGAAAAAGUAUCUCAAGUUAAUGUUGAAAGGCAAGGUGCCCUCACGGCUGUCCGGGCUGCUUCCACCCAAAGAUGAGAAGAGCCAGGAAAGGACAGAUAGUUGUGGCAAGGAGAAGGAUGCAAAUAUCUGCGAGUUCAAGAUGGCCUGCAAGUUUUGUGAUAAAAUCAUCGAGACAAAUACAGUCCUGUGGCACCAGAAAAAGGAGUGCCCUGUUCUGGCAACACAUCAAUGUGGUGUCUGUGACAGGGUGUUCAAAAAGAGGCAUUUUCUCAUCCGGCACAUGCAUGAACAGAACCAUUUGAGUGUUGGCACUAAUGCUGCUGCCCCAGGCAGUGUCAGCUCUAAUUGUGUGACCAGUCUGCAGGAGAAGAUGAAUGCUUCACUGCAGCUGCUGAAUGUCUCUGGGGAAGUAGACACAGCAGCUUCUAAGGAUGUGGUCAGAGAUGCAAGCUUGCUCUGCCCCAAAAAUGUGUCCUGUGACAUUGCAGCAAGUCAGCAGGUGUCAGGCAGCAAGAACUUCUGUGAGAACAUUGUUUGUGCUGAGAAUAGAGGAGCUGGGAGUUAUUUGCCAGAGAGAGCUGCUAGAGACAGUUUGCAGUGUCACACAUGCAGGUAUGUGUGUCAGUCCAUAGAAGAUCUGUCGGAGCACCUCAAGGAGCACAUAAGCCAAGUUCUAGCAGUACAGAAGGUCAGGGAGUGGACCACCAAGUCAUCUGAAUAUUUCUUCUUAGGACACCCUGAGGAUGAUGAUGAAAUAGAAGGGGCUGGAUCAUUAUUCACGGCAACGACCAGCUACUUUGAUUCCGAGAUCACCUCCACCGCUAGCUCAGCGGUGCAGGACCUCGGCAGUACGUUCUCCAGCCUGGACACCACAGGCUCCAGAGAUCCAACAUGGACUAAACCUCACAAAAAGCGAAGCAAACACAGACACAAGGGGGAGAUUACUGUGUGUGAGUUCUGUGGUGAAAAGUUUGCGUUCAGAAAAGACCUGCACUACCACAUGGAGACAAGCCACAAGGACAGCACCUUAGAGUGUCCCGUCUGCAAGAAGAAGUUCAGCUGGAAGAAGAGAGGCAAAUUUUACGAGAGACACCUCAACUCUCAUUACGGGGUGAAAAUAUUUAAGCACAAGUGCGAUGCUUGUGGGAAAACUUUCCUUGAAAACUCCAAACUGAGAGCUCAUAUGUCUCUUCACAACAGCGAGCUCCUGCACAAAUGUGCCGUCUGUGGAAAGGGAUAUGCCAAUAAAUCCAGCCUGGUCCGGCAUGAGCGCAAACACACCGGUGUCAAACCAUAUCAGUGCGAUGUUUGUCAGGAGAGUUUCAUGGAGAAGCGGGAGCUACUUAGACAUUCAACCACUCACACGGGGGUGGCUCCAUUCAAUUGUGAGGACUGUGGCCAGGGCUUUACACUCAAGACUUCACUGAUGUCACAUUACAAGAAGAAGCAUUCACUGAAAGAAAAGCUUCAGGAGUGA
This is a messenger RNA of Candidula unifasciata, 2766 nucleotides long. Lineage: Eukaryota; Metazoa; Mollusca; Gastropoda; Stylommatophora; Geomitridae. The record is from the annotation of a GenBank genome assembly.